AUGGAUAUAUUUCCGAAGUUGUUCGUCGCGCAUUGCAAGGAUGUAGAGAUCGUCUUUUCCCAGCUCUGCCCUGCUACCGUUCGUAACGUGAUGGGCACACUUUUCUUGGCUGCCGAGCUCGACAUGGAGAUCGUCCUCCUGUCUGGCAUGUUUCUCCUAGAAAUUUCUUCGACAACGUUAAACGGCUUUCCGAGCACGGGAGAAGAAAGUGGGACGAUACUGUCGAGACGAAGAUCAGACGGCAGUGGACUCGUAUCGAAGCAGUUGAAGAAGCAGAGGCCGAGCAUCUGGAUGGGGAAGCUAAACUUGACCUUGCCUCGUUACGGGAAGGGAGUGCCGACCGCGGUUGUGCCGUCGAAAGGGGCUGAGAAGAAGACGGAGAAGAAAAAGGAUAAGUCGGCUGGGAAGAAGACGGAAAAGAGGAAAGAGAGGAUGGCAUCCGCGUCCUCGGCGCGGACGGUAGUGACGAUUGGCGACCAUUUAAGCGGUGAUCAUGUUGUUCAUUCUGCGGAUGGCUGUUUUAUCGGCAAUCCGACUUAUACUUGGACGAAUCCUAAGAUGGGCUUGAACGAACUGAUAACUCCUACCUGGGAGGAAACUAACGAGGAAGGCGAUCAGAGCGAUCGUCCCACUUCGACAGGAGGGCCGGUCUUUCAGACAAUGCAACUUCAACAUGUUAUUCAUUUCAUCUACAAGCUUAAACCUUUCCUAAAGACUAGCGUAAUCUUAUUUCAGAUUCUCAUGAUCCUCUUUCAGACUCUCAUAUAUGAUCCUAAACAAUUCCUCUUGUUCAGACAUACUGCUUGA
This is a messenger RNA of Microthlaspi erraticum, 807 nucleotides long. Lineage: Eukaryota; Viridiplantae; Streptophyta; Magnoliopsida; Brassicales; Brassicaceae. The record is from the annotation of a GenBank genome assembly.